ACAACAUCUACAGAGCGCCUUCGUCAUAGCGUUAAGACUUCAUCCAAAUCGCUCUGAACCAUCUUGAAUAGUAGUCCAAGGGUGACGCGGCCCAAAGACGAGCUGUGGUUGCCAGUCUUAGUGACGUCCAGUGACGUCGCCUUCCCAGACAUACAAAGCCCUCUAUAAAGAUACACCUAUUCUUGAAUAACUAGAUAUCACACUCUACAAAUCAUCACAUCAACACAUAAACAGUCAACUCAAACUACAACACCUACCCAACUAUACUCAAGACGAUAAAAGCUACUCCAUCAUGGGUCUUAUCCACAAAGUCGAGGAGAAGAUUCUCCACAAGAACCAACACCCUCAACAACAAUAUCCUCAGCAACAAAUGCAACAGCAGCCAAUGCAACAUCAGCAAGGCGGCCAAGGUUUCGGCGGCGGUAUGAGCAGCGGACACCAGGGAGGCGGCUUCGGUGGACAACAGCACGGAGGUCCCCAAGGCAUGGGCGGCCAAGACAUGGGCGGCCAAGGCGGAUUUGGUGGUCAGCACGGAGGCCAGCACGGAGGUCAGGGCGGAGGUCAAGGCGAAUUCGGUGGAGGUCAAGGCGGAUUCGGUGGUCAGCACGAAGGCCAGCACGGAGGCCAACACGGAGGUCAGGGCGGAGGCCAGGGCGGAUUCGGUGGCCCAGGAGGACAGGGUGGAGGUCAAGGCGGAUUCGGUGGCGGUCACCAUGGCGGUGGAGGCGGUGGCCAAAUGGGCGGCCAUCAGGGAGGUCCAGGUGGAGGCGGUCGCGGAGGUCCAGGUGGAUGGUAGAGAGACUAAGAGCGUGCUCAUGAUGUUGUAAUACCCUUUUAGCUGUUGUUUACGAGAAUGAAGAAUUGCCGGAUCAAUUUCGAACGUUUUGCUUGAAUGGAGGGAUCUAUGGAAUAUGGAAUUUGUGACAAGUCCAUCACGUUUUUGUUUAACUACUUUUCUACAGAAACGCUUUGUAGCGCCACUAGUGCUUGGAAACCUUGUAAAGCGUAAUAACUUUUGUAGAAGGAAGAUUACCAGGAGGUAUCGACCUGAUGACUCUUCGACGGAUGUUGACAACGAUCGCUCUUGAUUACGUGGCCAUUCUCACAAAAGGACAUAAGAUAACAAUUUAGUUAUUAUCUAUUAGCUAGAAAGACGUACAUCUAGGUUUCCUGUCUAAAAGAG
Dothidotthia symphoricarpi CBS 119687 is the source of this 1183-nucleotide messenger RNA. RefSeq lists its product as uncharacterized. The record is from RefSeq and is a predicted model, not a curated record. Lineage: Eukaryota; Fungi; Ascomycota; Dothideomycetes; Pleosporales; Dothidotthiaceae. The transcript has a single exon. Bases 293 to 796 code for a protein of 167 amino acids.